CCCCGCCCCACCCCACCCCCACUCCUCUCUCUCAACACAAACCCAAAUCAAACCCACCAUCGCUUUCCUCUAGGCUUCACACAGAUUUCUUCUUCCGAUUUCCCUCUCUCCAAAUCCUUCGAAAUGGAGAAUUCAAAAAAUAAUAAUGAAGCAGCAGCAUCAUCAGACAAAAGCACAACGAGGAUUGAUGACAACAGUCAGGAACGAGGAAACCCUGAUGGGAAUAGUAGUUCUAGUGUGCAAGUGAAUGGAAACGGGGAAUCGGAUGUCGCUGUUGCUGUUGAUAAUCAAGGUUGCCGGAGAACUCCAUUCACCGAACUUAGUCAGGUCGAUGCUGAUCUUGCUCUCGCCCGCACCUUGCAAGACCAGGAAAGGGCUUAUAUGAUGCUUAGCAUGAACGAUGACGGGAUUGAUUAUGGGAGUUGGGAUGCUGGGAGCUAUGGCCACGAUGAUGAUGAUGAUGAAGAUUUUGAUGAUCCAAGCGAAGAAGAAGAAGAUGGUAGUAAUGUCGAUGAGGAUGACGAAGAUACAUUUGAUGUGCAUGCUCAUGGUGAAGCUAGUGAGGAUGAGACCCAAGGGGUUGAGUUAGACCCAUCGGCUUUUUCUAGUGAUGAGGCAUAUGCCAGAGCACUACAGGAUGCUGAAGAGAGAGAAAUGGCAGCUAGAUUAUUGGCCCUUGCGGGGAUAAAUGAAAUGUAUGUUGGACAAACGCAAGAUGAAGAGGAUCGUGGUAUUAAUUCCCAGGAUGCAUGGGAGGACGUUGAUCCCGAUGAGCUUUCUUAUGAGGAACUUAUAGCACUGGGUGAAGUUGUUGGAACUGAGAGCCGGGGGCUUUCUGCUGAUACAAUUGCCUCUUUACCUUCACUGAACUAUAAGACACAAACUACGUCAGAAGGGACCACUGAGUCGUGUGUUAUAUGUAGAUUGGAUUAUGAGGAUGGUGACAAAUUGACUCUGCUGUCCUGCAAACAUAAUUAUCAUUCUGAAUGUCUGAACAAUUGGUUACAAAUAAACAAGGUCUGUCCAAUAUGUAGCAGUGAGGUGUCCACCUCUGGAAACAGCUAGUGUACUUGGACAGGCUAUUGAAAUUAGUUCAAUGCAAUUAUUGAUAGUAAUACAGAGAUUUAUCUCUCUGCUUGUUUAAACAUUCUUGGUGUACACUGGCUGGCUUCCUUUGUUCUGUUUCUCAUAUAAAAUAUCAUUAAUGUAACAAGUCUCUAAUAAUUCCCUCCUUUUAAUUUGAUAGCUUUUUAGUUUUA
This is a messenger RNA of Capsicum annuum, 1259 nucleotides long. RefSeq names its product E3 ubiquitin ligase BIG BROTHER-related. The record is from RefSeq and is a predicted model, not a curated record. The coding region runs from base 124 to 1065 and encodes 313 amino acids. The transcript has 7 exons. NCBI's taxonomy places the organism in Eukaryota, Viridiplantae, Streptophyta, Magnoliopsida, Solanales, Solanaceae.